CGAACUGCUCCAUUUCUCUUUCCGAUCUUGUCAGCUCCCACAUUGCCAUCUGGCCUGCAGUGCAUUGUACGGAAUACCAGAUACGGGAAACAGUCUGGCCUGUUGCGCCGCCGCGACGCAGGACAGGGUGACUUGACUGACAAUGUCAUCCGCGACUUCAUCACGCACCCGGUUGCUGACUCGAUGCCGGCUGUCGGUCCUCAGCGGCAGCACGAGCCAUGCAGGGGGCCAUCCUUCGCCUCCGGCCUGCUGUGGCUGGAAGUCGCCGACUCAAGCGCCGGCUUUCCCACGCCAUGCGGGCGCCCGGGUGAGACACUCAUACUUCCAGGCCAGCUCACAUCCUCCAGCUCACCGCUGGGCGUCCGGAGGGCAGCGCCCAGCCAUAUAUGGACCCGUCAUCUCCGCCAGCCUGGACAUUCACUCGGCGUCAGGUCCGGAGUCGCAUCCGCCAGAGUCCUCUCAAGACAGACACGGACACAGAUACCGGACGCAGGGACCUGCCCCACCCGCCAUCACCAUGGAGCCCGUCGUCCAUCCCGUCUUCGAGCCGCAGACGUCCACCUGGCAGUACGUCGUUGCCGACCCGUCCACCAACGCCGCCAUCAUCAUUGACCCCGUCCUGGACUUUGACCCAGCUCGCAACACCGUCUCAACCAAGACCGCCGACGGACUUCUCGCCCUGGUGAAGGAAAAGGGGUACACCAUCGAGCGGCUGCUCGAGACGCACGUUCACGCCGACCACCUGACGGCCGCCAGCUACUUGCAGGACCGACUGGCCAAGGAGGGGAAGCGGCCGCCGAUCGGGAUUGGGAAGCGGAUCGGGGAGGUCCAGCAAAGGUUUGCGAAGCGGUAUGGCAUUGGCAUGGAGGAAUGCGAGGGUGCCUUCGAUAACCUGCUUGACGACGACGAGAUCUUCCACGUCGGGAACCUCGAGGUCAAGGCGGUGCAUCUGCCUGGGCACACGCCGGACCACAUGGGAUAUCUCGUUGGAAGCAACAUCUUCUGUGGCGACUCCAUCUUCAACACUGAUGUCGGCUCAGCCCGCUGCGACUUCCCCGGCGGCAACGCCGGCGACCUGUACGUUGCCAUCGCGUCCCAUGCGCUCCCCUAGCCUUCCCUCCCAUUCUUUGUCCCAACUAACUCGCAAUCCGUGGCAAAAA
Messenger RNA from Thermothielavioides terrestris NRRL 8126, 1160 nucleotides. RefSeq lists its product as uncharacterized. Gene Ontology annotation, biological process: glutathione metabolic process; hydrogen sulfide metabolic process. Gene Ontology annotation, molecular function: sulfur dioxygenase activity. The coding region runs from base 518 to 1111 and encodes 197 amino acids. The record is from RefSeq and is a predicted model, not a curated record. The transcript has 2 exons. Lineage: Eukaryota; Fungi; Ascomycota; Sordariomycetes; Sordariales; Chaetomiaceae.